UGAGUGAAUAUAUCGGUUUGUAUUGGCUCUGUGUGUUUGUUACAGCAGGGAGAGGAGAGAGUAAAGUCUCAGCACAGGCGGCGUCGGCAGCAGCAGCAUCAGUGUAUAUGUGUGUCUUAACAUCGCACAUACCUUGUGCUGUCGCUCCAGCAACAAAACAUUCAGAUUGAGAUUUGGAACCGGGAAUAGUGACGAGCCUGUUGUCUAUAAACACAGGAAGAAGAGCGAAGGCUUGAUUUUUAGGGAGGGUGUUGUAAAGAAAAUACACUGGCUAUAAUAAUAUAUUAAUUUUUUUCACAGUUUGUUGAAUUUUUAAUUGAAAAAUGGCGAUCCGUGCUCAAUCCUGCAGCCUCUUCUGCUUCGUCUCAAUUCAAACAGUCCUCAUUUUCAGCUUGUCAGCUCCCGGGACGAAUGGCUUCUUAUUUCCCCAGCAUUACACAAUGCAGUACUGGGCUGGGCGGAUAGAGCAGGAGAUCGACCGAGUGGUUCGGCUGGUCAGUGGAGUCCAGCAGAUCAAAGGGAUUUACAAUGAGAAAAGAAACCAGUUCGAGAUCAAAAAGAACUCUCCCAAAGAGCUUGUGGAGAAGGUGGCAUUGGACAUCGAGAAGCUGCUGGCAAAGAAGCGGAAGGCGCUGGAGAGGCUGGCGAGGGCUGCCGAGGUUUUCCAGAGAGCAAAUGCCUGGAAGGACAACAUUAAGGAAAAUGAGAUUGAAUAUUACGAUGCCAAAGCAGACUCUGAAUAUGGUGAUGAAUUUGAUGGUGAAGAAGGAGCUCAGACGAAAUCCACCAGUCAGCAGCUGCAGCUGACUUUCGUAGACGAUCCCAACUUUAAAAACCAGGUCAACUACUCCAGCACCGCUGUGCAGAUCCCCACUGAUAUCUACAAGGGCUCUGCGGUCAUCCUGAAUGAGUUGAACUGGACAGCCGCUCUGGAGGAGGUGUUCAUACAGAAUCGUAACGAAGACCCGUCCCUGCUCUGGCAGGUGUUCGGCAGUGCAACGGGACUGACCCGCUAUUACCCAGCCACCCCAUGGAAACCGCCCAAUAAGAUUGACCUGUAUGACGUCCGAAGGAGACCCUGGUACAUCCAGGGGGCUUCUUCUCCAAAGGACAUGGUCAUCAUUGUGGACGUGAGCGGCAGUGUCAGUGGCCUGACUCUGAAGCUGAUGAAGAAAUCGGUCGAAGAGAUACUGGACACUCUCUCAGACGACGACUAUGUCAACGUUGGGAAGUUCAGCGAGACGGCCGAGCAGGUGUCAUGCUUCGAUCACCUGGUCCAGGCCAAUGUGCGCAACAAGAAGAUGUUUAAGAGAGACGUGGACAACAUGACGGCCAAGGGCACGACUGACUACAAGUCCGGCUUAGAGUUCGCCUUCAACCAGCUGCUCAACAGGUCCAGCGCCCCCCGGGCGAACUGCAACAAGAUCAUCAUGAUGUUCACGGACGGCGGAGAGGAUCGUGUUCAGGACGUCUUCGAGAAGUACAACUGGCCCAACAAAACGGUACGAGUCUUCACCUUCUCAGUGGGACAGCACAACUAUGACGUCACCCCCCUGCAGUGGAUGGCCUGUGCCAACAAAGGUUACUACUAUGAGAUUCCCUCAAUCGGCGCUAUUCGAAUCAACACCCAGGAGUAUCUGGAUGUCCUGGGACGCCCCAUGGUCCUGGCUGGAAAGAAAGCGAAGCAGGUUCAGUGGACAAACGUCUACCAGGACGCCUUGGGUCUGGGGCUGGUAGUGACUGGAACGAUGCCAGUCUUCAACCUCACCAUGGAAGGAAACAUGCAGAACCAGCUUCUUCUUGGAGUGAUGGGAGUGGACAUCCCCCUGAACGAGAUCAAGAAACUGACGCCUCAAUACAACCUGGGAGCCAAUGGAUAUAUGUAUGCUGUUGACCCGAAUGGCUACGUGCUCCUGCACCCUAACCUGCAGCCCAAGAUCAUUAACUUCAGAGAGCCGGUCACGCUGGACCUCCUGGAUGCAGAGCUCGAGGAUGAGAACAAGCAGCAGAUCCGUCGUGAUAUGAUUGAUGGGAAACCGGGAGAGAAAAGAAUCAGAACCCUCAUUAAAUCGAUCGAUGAGAGGUAUAUCGAUGAGUCGGUACGGACGUACACAUGGGCUCCGGUAAAUGGCACGGACUACAGCCUGGGGCUGGUGUUGCCUCCCUACAGUUUCCACUAUAUCCGAGCCAACCUGAGUGACCAGAUCCUGCAGGUUCAGUUGCAAACCAACUUUAACAAGGAUUUUGAAUCUCUGCUGCCAAGCAGUUUUGAGUCCGAGGGACAUGUAUUCAUUGCUCCCAGGGAAUACUGCAAGGAUCUGCAGCUCUCUGAUAACAACACAGAAUUCCUGGACAACUUCAUCGCGCUCAUGGAGAAGGUCACUCCAGACUCCAAGCAGUGUGAUAACUUCCUUCUGCACAACUUGAUCCUGGACACAGGGAUUAUCAGACAGCUUGUGGACAGAGUGUGGAAGAACUGGGACUUAAACACGUAUGGAUUGCUGGCAGUGUUUGCAGCCACAAAUGGAGGAAUCACACGAGUUUUUCCCCACAAGGCUGCUGAGGACUGGGAUGAGAACCCGGAGCCCUUCAAUACCAGUUACUACCGGAGAAGUCUCGACAAUACCGGAUACAUUUUCCGGGCGCCCUACAGGGAUCAAAACUCUGACCCGCUGGACCCAGUGAACGACACCAUUGGGAUCCUGGUCAGCACCGCUGUGGAUAUCAACAUAAAUGGCAAGGUCUUGAAGCCUGCAGUGCUCGGGGUGAAGCUGGAUCUGGAGUCCUGGGUGGAGAAGUUCAAAAUCCUGGCCAGUAACCAGACUGACAACAGGCAGGGAUCUCGCAAGUGUGGGCCAGGGGGUGCCUGCGAGAUGGAUUGUGAAGUCAACAGUGAUGAUCUGCUGUGUGUUCUCAUUGACGACGGAGGAUUCCUGGUCAUGUCCAACCAGCAGAGUCACUGGACCCAGGUCGGCAUGUUCUUCAGCGAGGUGGACUCCUCCCUGAUGAACACCCUCUACAACAAAUCCUUCUACAAGAGGAAGGAGUCCUACGACUACCAGUCUGUCUGCACCCCCACCCCCAACAGCAACACCGGAGCAGCCCGCAGAGGCAUCUUUGUGCCCACAAUUGCAGAUUUCCUGAAUUUAGCCUGGUGGACCUCAGCCGCUGCCUGGUCCCUGUUCCAGCAGUUUCUGUAUGGCCUUGCAUACAACAGCUGGCUUAGCGUAGAUGAUGUCACAGCAGACGGCAUGGACUCCCGAGAGGUCAGCUGCAUCACGAAGCAGACGCAGUUUUACUACGGCAACAGGACGGUCGCGUACAAUCAAAUGAUAGACUGUGGGAACUGCUCCAGGCUGUUUAGUGCCCAGAGGCUCUCCAAUACCAACCUGCUGUUUGUGGUGGCUGACAAGAUGAUGUGCUCCUCCUGUGACACAGGGAAACUGAGCCAGUCCGAGACAGGGUCUGAGGGACCACACCCGUGUAGCCAGAUUGACAGCCCCCGGUAUCGGAGAGGACCCCCUACCUGCUUCGAUUACAGCGUCUUGGAGAACUCUUCUGACUGUGGCCGAGGCUUCUCCUUCAGACCCUCUUUAGGAGUGUUGAUGUCCCUCCAGCUGUUGCUGCUGUGUUUGACUGCCGGCCCCCAGCUCUUCCCCACGCCCUUCUGCCUUUAACUCUCUGCGGCUUCUUCUUCUUGCUGUUACUGCCCAUCAGCCCAUCCUCCUUUGUUUCCUCAAACCCUAGGUUGUCACGGUGACGGGACUUCCUGCUUCCCAUUUUUCAGAAGCCUCGAAUUCUGCCUCUGCCUUCCCCCCCCCGACCUCACUUCAACCGCUCGCUGGGAAGCGGGAACAACCGGAAACUCUGCCGUCCAGAGAGAUUUUUUUCAUCACCGAAAAGAAAAACCGUUGAGAAAUAAGAUCUACAGAAGACCCCCCUUUAAGACCUCCUGCCAUAGAUAUCUGUAUGUAUUUCUAUAUCAUAGCCUGACCUGGCAGGAAGAGGGGAACGGUGGCCAUUAUCAUUUCGUUUGGACCCUCCUGCAGAAUUCUGGGAGUUUCCUGUCAUUGUGUCCAAUAGGAGUCUCUGUAUUUGUGUAAACAAAAAUCAAUCAUACAAAAAAAGGAAAAAAAAAAAUUUUACUUCCACAUGUAGGAUAUGAUUUGACAGGGAAUGACUCGGUUUACUUAAUUGCUACUAACUUACGUACUUACUUAGUAUCUUCGUUAUUUACGCACUAUGUCUACUUAUUGCCAAAAUGAGUAUGCGGCUUUAUUUUUGAUAGCCAAAGUAGGGAGAACUAGCUCUCCUUUCAAUAGUGACCGUCUCAAGGGUUGCGACACCAUCUGUGUGGGCUCUCUGUAGUCUGAACCCAUUCAUAUCUGGGUGGUCACCCUCUAUAUAGCAAAUAUAAGUGUUUUAUUAGAUGCAAACCAGUGAUUAUCAACCCAACAGUGUGUCCUUCCAGCAACCAUAAAGAUAUGGCAGUAUUUCAGACUGACAACUAAUUCACUGUUGCAUCUGUUAAAUAACUACUGUCUGAUACCAAUAGGUACUCUCCUUGCAAGCUUAAACUCUUCCUGAAUUGGAUUUUAAAAUUGUGAAUGUAAAACACACAGUGGUUCCAGCAUUAGGGAUCAGAAGAACCAACACUGAGAUUUCUCCUUCAGCUUUCCCCCUUGGUUCUUUAGUCCCCCUGUGAUUCCACCACCUCCCCACAGGAUGUCGCUGUUUCAAUUGCCCCCACUAUAGCCGAUGGCUGCUUGGAGGCCACAUGUUGCACAAACCUGGUUUAACUGUUGCAUUCUGAAUUGUGUAAAUACAGUACAGUCAUUUUAAUCCAAAAGGACUGGUGAGCCAGCACUCUGAGAACCUCCUCUGAGGGUGGAGUUGGGUGGAGCCCAAAUGGGCUGUCCCGACAGGAACAGGCCCGAUCCAAAACAGGAGCAAUGCAGAACUGUUCUGACCUCAAAGAGCUCAAAGGACACCCUUAAAACAUAUUCAAAUACCUAAAGUACAGCUGCCACGUACGUAUCACAGAGUAUUGCUCCACGCUUGGGUUUCUGAAAAUAUAAACAGGGGACUAACGAGUCCCACCCCAAUACAAUACCUGUAAUCACAUGCAGGUCACAAUCUGAUGUAUAUCAGUCCUUAAUGUUAAAGCCCAGAUGGGCUACAAUCUAGAAAAUGAUCUGGUUAAAAGACACAAAUAUGUAGGUGGCAAGUCUGUAUUCAUAUCAGAUCUAAUUCACAUCCAUUCCCCAUCUGAGAACCAUUUGGUGUAGUGCUGUAUCGUACAAUACAAACGACACACAUGUCAGUUAUAAUAUGAUGUACCAUAUAAAGGAAGUAUCAUUCAAAAUGAUUUGUUACACUCAAGAUUCAGACGAGGGCGCUUGUUAAGAGGACACGUUUAUAUACAGAGACAAUCCUUUCCCAUCUGUUUCUCCCUGGAGAAAAACAAAAAAAUGCCUGCAAUACUAACACAUGAUCAAGCUCAUGUAUGUAACUGUACACAACAUGUAUACAGUACCCUAACUCAACUGCAGAGCUACAUGCGCCCAUAUAGAAAGUGGCCAGGGUUCAAAGCUGAUUGCUUUCCAGCACAGUGAGUUCAAGGAGGGGGCUGUAAAACUGCUGUGUGCGGUAACACCCACCCUGCACCCAUUCUCAUCACUGUAAAUAGAUAUAUUUAAUUUUUCAUCCAAGAGUUUUUGUAUUUAGAACGCAGGGUGGGCCACAUAGUGGCAGAUUGUAAAACGGCCGAUUUUCUAGCUGGGCAGGAUUUUUUUUUUUUCUUGGUUCCUGAGGAUAAAAAAAAAAACCUAAAAAAAACCCUAAAAACUUUAAAAUACUUCCUUUCCUUUUCGAUUGCAAAAAAAAAAAAGGCGCUUAAAAGUUAACAGUGACCCAUAUGAAUAUUGGAUACCUAGAAAAAGCACGUACGUAAAGCAAUGAAACAUGGCAGGUGGUGGAGGCACCAGUGGAGAGGCAACACCUCGAGUCAUACUGCUGAAGCAUGAAGCUGCAAUAUGACCAGUGCCCGUUCAGCACUCGUGACAAGUGCUGCUCUGUCUUUAUUAUUUACAAGCACCAAGUGAGACAGUGUUAAAAAAACAAAUGUGUUGCAUUGUCAAUAGGUGCAAUCUCUAAUGCUGAUAUUUUUUGUAAAGCUCAGUACCAUGUAAAAUAGAUCUGGUAAUUGGUUACAGUUUUGUGUCAGACUGUGACUAACCAGGGUUGUGUGCCUGAAUGCUAUAGACUCCCCUCUACCAUCACCACCACCACUGCCGCGAUCCGCCACCAUCAUCAUCAUCAUCAAUCCCUUUUUUACCAGCAUCACGGAGGCUUGUUCAAAGCUGGCUGGUGUCUCUGAAGUGCCCCUGCUAAGGGGCUCAGAGCAGGGGACUUUUUGAACUGCAGCCUAGCGGUCUAUCUGGGCAAUUCUUAUAGGGUAUGACAUUCUGCAGUCCCAAGCUGUAACCAUCAAGUUUCAUGCAGGGUUGGGGUCAAUUCCUGUUUUUCAAUUCCAAUUCCUUGUUAAAAUCAAUUCCCAAUUCAAGUUCCUUCGAA
This is a messenger RNA of Polyodon spathula (Mississippi paddlefish), 6576 nucleotides long. RefSeq names its product voltage-dependent calcium channel subunit alpha-2/delta-2-like. NCBI's taxonomy places the organism in Eukaryota, Metazoa, Chordata, Actinopteri, Acipenseriformes, Polyodontidae. Gene Ontology annotation, cellular component: voltage-gated calcium channel complex. The transcript is spliced from 39 exons. Gene Ontology annotation, molecular function: voltage-gated calcium channel activity. The record is from RefSeq and is a predicted model, not a curated record. The coding region runs from base 324 to 3677 and encodes 1117 amino acids.